AUGGAGUAUGUUAACACAGUCUUCACAGAGGGACCACUAGAAGAACAGAUCCGUGAUUUUGCAGUUUAUCUGACGAAACUCAAGCAAGAAGACGGCGCAUUCGUUACAUCCAUAAACACCCUAUUAGAUGAAAAAAAAUAUGAUCAAGUAUUUUCCACAUUCGCAUCAGAGGCUUCGGCGUUACUGGAUGCACCGGAAAAAGAAUUCGAACCGAUGUAUAACUUAUUAAUUGUCAUCUUGCAAUCGGCUUCCCCCGAGGCACGUCCCGUACUCGUAAAAACGUCAAUUAAAGCUUUGGUUGACGAUGAUCGGGAUAAAACUAUCGCAAAACUCAAAGUUUUGCAAAACUUUUACAACACACUUGAAAGCACAUCACCCCUGAGAUAUGACGUAUUUCUGGCUGUACUCACCAUUGCAGCAAAGAAUGACGAGAUCGAUACAAUUUUACCGCAACUACCCCGAUUGGACGUUUGGGUGAAAGAGUGGGCAAUAACAAAGCAACAAGAACGCGAAUUAUAUUUAAUAAUUUCUGAUAAUUUAAAAGAAGCUGGGGAAGCUAAGGAAUCGUAUGAUUUUCUCUUAAAAUACCUUGCCACUUUCAAUGGAAGCGACAAUUAUACGGAAGCAAAGAUAGCCGCAACUCGAGCUCUCACAGAGGCUAUUCAAUUACCUGAAAUUUUAAGUUUUGAGAAUCUCGUGGAAUUGGAUGCUGUAAAAACUUUAAAGGAUGAAAAGCUUUUCGAGUUAUUAAAAAUCUUUCUUGGUAGUACACUGAAAGAAUACAAGACGUUUACCGAGCAGAAUCCUGGGUUAGUGGAAAAACUUGGACUUUCGAAUGAAGACAAUAUACGCAAGAUACGCCUUUUAACGCUGGCUUCGAUUUCUUCGGGGCACGUAGGCACCGAAAUCUCAUACAGUGAUAUUGCGAGGGCAUUGGAAAUUGACGAGAAUGAGGUUGAGAUGUGGACAAUUGAUGUUAUUAGAGCCAAACUGCUUGAAGCAAAACUAAACCAAGUGAAUAGAACAAUACUCGUAAAUCGGUCAACUUAUCGAACGUUCACUAAAGAACAAUGGAUGCAGUUGGCAGACAGAUUGGCAGGCUGGCAGGAAUCACUGGCCGAUAUCCUGCAAGUAGUUGCUAAUGCUAAACUUAUCGUACAACACGCAAAUGUGAACGCCAAUAUUGCUGCUACUACUCCAUUGGUUGUCGCAGAAAGUAACGUGAAUGGACAAGAAGAUAGUGGACAGUAG
This is a messenger RNA of Paraglomus occultum, 1251 nucleotides long. Lineage: Eukaryota; Fungi; Glomeromycota; Glomeromycetes; Paraglomerales; Paraglomeraceae. The record is from the annotation of a GenBank genome assembly.